AUGAAAACUCCUUCCAUCUCAUCCCUCACAUUCAUUCUUCUUCUAAUCAUCUCAUGCUCUUGGGCAGCUUCCGCCGAUGAUCAUGACGAUUUUCUCGAAUGCCUGACCGAGCAAUUCCGCAACUACUCCUCCAUUUCGAACGAUGUUUACACCCCAAUCAACUCAUCUUACACUUCCGUCCUUCAAUUCUCCAUCCGAAACCUAAGGUUCGUGUCAGGUUCCACUCCUAAACCGCAGGUGAUCAUAACCCCAGAGCACGAAUCCCAGAUCCCGCCUAUCAUAUACUGUGCUGAAGAAAAUGACAUGGAAAUCAGAACUCGAAGUGGUGGCCAUGACCUAGAGGGACUAUCUUACGUGUCACGAGUCCCAUUCGUGAUCAUAGAUUUGAUCAAUCUCAGUGAAAUCACAGUGGAUGCUCAGGAAAAAACUGCUUGGGUCGAAGCAGGCGCGACCAUUGGUUCUUUAUACUACAGGAUUGCAGAAAAGAGUCCAGUGCUCGGGUUCCCGGCCGGUGUAUGCCCAACUGUCGGUGUCGGUGGGCACUUCAGUGGAGGGGGUUGGGGCCCGAUGCUGAGAAAAUACGGCCUGGCCGCUGACAACGUCAUCGAUGCAAGAAUAGUCGACGCCAAGGGGAGAAUCCUGGACAGAACAUCCAUGGGCGAGGAUCUGUUCUGGGCCAUCAGAGGUGGCGGAGGCGCCAGCUUCGGCGUGAUCACUGCCUGGAAGGUACAACUGGUGGACGUUCCAGAAACAGUCACUGCUUUCUCAGUCCGCAGGACUUUAGAACAGAACGCAACUCAACUCGUCCACUGCUGGCAAAACGUGGCUCCAAAUCUAGACAAAGAUUUGUUCGUCUCCGUCGUUUUAACAAGGGUGAAUUCCAGCCAAGGUGGACGGAACGCCACCAUCGAGGCCAACUUCUGGUCACUUUUCCUAGGCGGAACCGACAGAUUACUUCCGAUGAUGCAAGAAAGCUUCCCUGAGUUAGGUUUAGUGAAAGAAGACUGCGUCGAAAUGAGCUGGAUCCAAUCUGUCUUAUAUUUUUCAGAAGUCCCCAUAAUACCACCUUCUCAUCAACAGCCACUCGAAUUUCUACUUAACCGAACUCAAAGAAACCUAGGAUACCUCAAAGUGAAAUCAGAUUAUGUCCAAAAACCUAUUCCUGAAUUAGGGUUACAAGGAAUUGAGAGACUACUAUACGAACCAGAAAUUUCAGCUUUUGUCGUAAUGAUCCCAUAUGGUGGAAGAAUGUCUGAAAUUUCUGAAUCAGAAAGUCCAUUUCCUCACAGGGCUGGUAACUUGUUCAAGAUUGCUGGCGAUGUGGCUUGGGCAGGCAACGAGUCUCGAGAUUCGGAUAGGAACAUAGGUUGGAGCAGAAGGUACUACAGUUACAUGGCUCCUUUUGUUUCGAGUAAUCCCAGAGAAGCAUACCUUAACUACAGAGAUCUCGACAUUGGAGUCAAUAACGUUGGAGAAGAGACGAGUUAUGCACAGGCCAGCAUUUGGGGUAUGAAAUAUUUUAAGAAUAAUUUCGAUCGUCUUGUUCAGGUGAAGACCGUGGUUGAUCCCAAUAAUUUCUUCAAGAAUGAACAGAGCAUUCCGCCGUUGGAUGAUUGAGAUAUAUCUUCAUCUCAGUCCCCUCCAUGCUGAAUGAAGGGUUCUUAUAAUUAUUAGAUGUAAUAUCUUACAAUAAAAUGUUGUUGUUUUGAUUUGAAUGUAGGGUUAUUAUAUUUAUUUGAGGUAAUUUCUUAGAAUAAAAUGCUAUAGUUUGAUUUGAAUAAAGGUUUCUUACAAUAAAAUGUUACAACAUCAUUUUAUUU
Messenger RNA from Salvia hispanica, 1820 nucleotides. Lineage: Eukaryota; Viridiplantae; Streptophyta; Magnoliopsida; Lamiales; Lamiaceae. The record is from RefSeq and is a predicted model, not a curated record.